Messenger RNA from Onthophagus taurus, 4989 nucleotides. RefSeq lists its product as uncharacterized. NCBI's taxonomy places the organism in Eukaryota, Metazoa, Arthropoda, Insecta, Coleoptera, Scarabaeidae. Gene Ontology annotation, molecular function: RNA helicase activity; nucleic acid binding; ATP binding. The record is from RefSeq and is a predicted model, not a curated record.
ACUGUCACAUUGACGUUCCAUUUGCCUUUCUUGGCAUUGCCGAUUAUCGUUUUGUUCACCGGUCAGGUUGGUCGAAUCGGUGAUAACUGACGCCAUUGACAGUAUUUCGACGGCACCGAUCGACUGCAAGAUGCAGUACCAUACCGGAUACCACAAUAAUACCAUGUUUAGGUCUCGAUCUGAUCGUGAUGAACAAUACGGUAAGCAAUCUAAUUAUUGGAACGGUCCACCAAGCCGAACUAUUGCUCCAGUUCAAGAUUUCGGCGGACCGAAAUCCACUCAAACCAACAACAAUAAAUCGACGGUGACACACGAAACAAUGACGAAACCGGUCUGGGACGUUGCAACGUUAAAACCAUUCGAAAAGAACUUUUACGUUCCCCAUAAGAAUAGCACGACCCGUUCGGACGGAGAUGUUCAAAAUUAUCGCCUCGAUAGGGAGAUUUUUGUGCGGGGUUCCAACGUUCCGAUUCCGAGCGAGUGUUUUGAAGAGGGUAGCUUUCCCGAUUAUAUCACCGACGAGUUGAUUCGUCAAGGUUUUCAAGAACCGACAGCUAUUCAAGCCCAAGGUUGGCCCAUUGUGUUGUCCGGCCGCGAUUUGGUUGGCAUUGCUCAAACAGGAUCCGGGAAAACUUUAGCUUACAUGCUGCCGGCCACUGUGCAUAUUAAUAGCCAACCAAGAGCUAACCGAGGCGAAGGACCGAUCGCUUUGAUUCUUGCCCCUACCAGAGAAUUAGCUCAACAAAUUCAAAAAGUCGCUAGGGAUUUCGGAUCGUCAACAAUGAUUCGUAACACGUGCAUUUUUGGGGGAUCACCUAAAGGACCUCAAGCUCGCGAUUUGGAGAGAGGCGUCGAAGUGGUUAUAGCUACUCCCGGACGUCUUAUCGAUUUCUUAGAAAAGGGAACAACAAAUUUGUCGAGGUGUACUUAUUUGGUGUUGGACGAAGCUGAUCGAAUGUUGGAUAUGGGAUUUGAACCACAAAUUCGUAAGAUUAUUACACAAAUUCGUCCGGAUAGACAGGUUUUGAUGUGGUCUGCUACUUGGCCUAAACAAGUUCAAGCUCUUGCUGAAGAAUUUCUUGUUGACUAUAUUCAGGUAAAUGUUGGCUCAUUAGCUUUAACUGCAAACCACAACAUUCGUCAAAUAGUCGACGUGUGCGAAGAACAUGAAAAAGAAGGAAAAUUAAUGAACCUCCUCAAGGAAAUUGGCUCAGAUCGCAAUAACAAAAUCAUAAUUUUCGUCGAAACCAAGAAAAAAGUUGAUGAUAUUACUAAAGCUAUAAGACGAGAAGGAUACGCAGCUACUUGCAUCCAUGGGGAUAAAUCACAACCGGAAAGAGAUUACGUAUUAAAUGAGUUCCGCAGUGGUAAAUCGUGGAUUUUAGUUGCAACUGAUGUGGCAGCUAGAGGUCUCGAUGUUGAAGACGUUAAAUACGUCGUUAAUUACGAUUAUCCAAACUCCAGUGAAGAUUACGUCCAUCGAAUUGGCCGUACUGGAAGGUGUCAGCAGGCUGGUACUGCAUACGCAUAUUUCACCCCCGCGAAUCAACGACAAGCAAAGGAUUUGAUCGCCGUUUUAGAAGAAGCCGGACAAGCUUUAAAUCCGCAAUUACAAGAACUUGCCAUGUCCGCAAGAAACAGUCAAAACAGUCGAAACAGAUGGCAAAAUAGAAACAGGGAUAAUGCGUCUCCAAAUUCCAGUAAUGGAUCGAUGAGAAAUAAGACUUGGACUAAUAAUAAUAAAGUUGCUCUCGAACAUACAUCCCAACAAAGAAUUAAUCCUGGACGACCAAAUAAUAUUCCACAAAAUAGUGUGGGAGGGAGAAAUGGGGAUAAUAAUCCAAGGGGUUUUAAUAAGAGUUAUCAUAACAAUGGUUACCAAAAUGCUUAUAAUCAACAGUAUCAGAAUCCAUCUUAUGGGUAUGGACAAAUGGGUGGUAACGGGGGCUAUCAAAAUGGGCCAGGAAGAAAUUAUGGUAACGCACCUCGCACUUAUAGUAACCAACGUUAUAAUCAAAGGCAAGCGUAUUCUGGACCACAACCACCAAAUAAUCCCGGAAUGUAUACAAUGCCCCAUCAAUAUAUGAUGCCACCACCUCAAACCAACGAUGGUUUACAAUCGAUAAUGAACAACAAGUUCUUCCAAACGCGCGGUUUACCCAACAACGCAAAUCCGUGCGGUUACCAAUCUUUGGGACAAGGUCAGGGCCCCUACAACCAAUACUCAGGGCCGGUCCAAUACGCGGCUUAUCCGCCAUACACCCAACCGCCAACAGCCGCCGUUCAACAGUAACUCGCGGCCCCGUUUACCGCCUCGUGUAGCAGCAACCUCUCAUUCGUAAGUGUUUCGACGUGUUUUUUCUGAAAAAGAGAUUUUCUCCAAAAAUCAUUUGUCGCGUUUAAUUACGCGCAGGUGACGCGAGAUACACGUCGAGUCCUCCUCUUUUUUAGAGGGGCGUUUGGUUUUUUUCUUUUUUUUUUUAAAUAAUAUAAUUAUUUUAUUUCUUUUUAAAUGAGGGCUCGGCGCGUACGAUGGUGGUAAUAUACUUUAAAGCUUUGCUUCUUAAUGUUUAUAAAUGUAUUAAUGCUGGUUCUCUGUAUAAUUCUUUGAUGUGGACUUGUAGAAUUCGGGUGACGAUUUAAGGUGGUUCAUGUAGGACGUUUUAUUAACAUUUUUAAUCUGGUAAAAAAUAUUUUUGAGAUAAAACUUGAUUAAAAUGAGGAAAUUCGAUAUCUUUAUUUUUGUUUAGAAACUUUUUAAUGUUUGGAAUUUUGAUCAUUACUAAUUUUUCGUACAUGAGCUAUCUUAUAACUUACUGACAAAGGUUGUUUGCCGAAAAUUGAAAUUUCUACGGAGACACCCUUCGAAUGAAUCCGGUUUUUGGCGUAGUAAAAUUGAAAAAAGCCGCGUUAUGGCCACUGCUGUUUUGAAUCCAAGAAACCGAUCCAUUUUUCCACUCCCCUGGUCCCCCCGUUGCAUUCAAAAAGUAAUUAAACAAAGUGAGCCUUGCGGUCUGCGGUCGAUCGUUUUAGUAAACUACAUAAAUGUGUGUCCGUGGGGACGACCCGUCGUCGUCGGCCCGUGUAGCUGUUGUAGUCGUAUAGUUUCAUGUAUCUGUAUGCUGUUGAAAUGCACGAAACAUAUAGAAGGGGAGAUUGGGCUAAACCUGUUAAUUUCGUUAUCGUCAUAAAUAUAAAUAUAUCUCUAAUAUGGUUUAACGAAGAAAACAUAUUCCUAUAUAUUAUCGGAACGGUACAGCCAAACUUCUAUAAAAGCCUAAAAGCCAAACCGGGCUGCUAUUGUUCUAGUCCGCGAUCGAAGACAGGUUUAAUUAUUAUUGUUAUUACGGGAGAAAAAAAAUAUAUUAAAGAAAACUACUUAUUUUCGUUUUUUAGGUGUAAAACUGUUACUAUUAUUUUAUGGAUUUUUUUUUCGUUGGUUAGAAUUUUUUUUCAUUUAGUUAAUUUGAAAAAAUCAAAUGAGAAAACUUAAAGAUAGUUUAUUAGACGAAUUUGUCAUUGUAUAGAAGUUUGCCAAUGUACUGAUAUAUAGAUAUGAACCUGUGCGAGAGUUUUAUCAUGUUUUAACGGUGUACCUGUAUUGGUGUGCAAGUGGACUCAUACGUUAUCUCUUUUCUCUUGCGAAAUCUUGUUGCGUACUCUAAAAUGUUAUUAUUCAGAUUCACGAAAUUAUUUGAAAUUUUUCUUCUCUUAUCUACAUCAUCGAACUAAACUCGUUACUAAGUCAACUUAGUUACUAAGUGAUGAAAUAAUGGAAUCGUGAAUAACAUUUUAGCGGUGCACAAAGGUUUGCUUCCUAAUUAUAAUUUAUGUUCCCUUAAAUUUAGCGUAAUAGUACAAAAAUACACAUUUAACUACAUAAAUAGAAAUACGAUGAAUCUCUUCGAUUAUAUUAAGUAUUGAAAUGGAGAAAAGGGAUUGUAAAUCGUAAUUGAGAAUUGAACAACGUUUAAUAUUAUAAUUUCGUUUUAUCGGUUCUAUUGCGAAUCAUAACAUGACUGCUUGUGUAGCCGCGUCGCGUGUCCUUGAAACAAAUUUCUACACACAAGGGUCGUGUAUACUAAGUAUAUAUAUAUGUAGUGUUAAGUAUUAUCUCGUUUGGUCGUUUCCCGCGUGGUGCUAUCUGCCGCUGCGCAUGACAUCCGUCUGUGAUAUUUAGUGAGUAACGGUAGAGAAAGAGAUGAUUAAUGAAAUGAAUAAUGUUUAACUUUUCGUGAUUGAGAGAAACCGCCGGUCCGCGUUGAUACAAUGGUACAAUUCAUUGUUUGGAAUGUGAUAUUUUUCUCAAAAGACUGAAAUAACUAGCUAUAUUUUUUUCUACAUAUUGGUCGAGUUUGCGUCGGCCGAUCCGAUCCGAUCAGAUCAGAUUAAUCGCAAAUCCGGUCGUUCACAAAUCGAACGGAACAAAAUGACAAAACGGUUAUUUUAUCGAGAUGAUUGUAUUGAUGAUAUUGAUGGUGAAUCGUUUGAGCGGAGCGUACUCUCUUCGCUUAAUUACCCGAAAAAGUUAUAUUAUUCGUAAAGAAAAAAUAAACUAAAAAAAAACCAUAACGUGAUCUGCCGCGCCAUUGCAACCUAACGAUAAACGAUUUUGGCAUAAUAAAUACUUCAGUCCGUAUUCGUGAUGACUGACUUAUACGUUUUCCGAAUUAUUAUUAUACGUAAGAGUCUCAAUUAUAAAAUCUAGAAACCAAAAAAUUAAAAAAAAAAAAGGAAAAUAAGAAAACCUAAAAAUGAUGAUACGACACAGAUCUAGUACAAUGCCACACACUUUUCGGUCAUGUUUUAAUUUUUUUAUUGGUACAGUAGUUACAACAUGGCCCCGAUUUGAAACUCUCUCUAUAUGAAAUAAUCAUUUGAAAGAAAUAUAUUUUUUACUCUUCUGUAAGUUUCCAACAAGUGCAUUUCUUGUAUGUAAUACAGUAUUAUAAUAUAUACAUAUAGUUCUAAUAAAAUUUAUCCGCAAGU